This is a messenger RNA of Kwoniella botswanensis, 4017 nucleotides long. RefSeq lists its product as uncharacterized. The coding region runs from base 1 to 4017 and encodes 1338 amino acids. The transcript has 4 exons. Lineage: Eukaryota; Fungi; Basidiomycota; Tremellomycetes; Tremellales; Cryptococcaceae. The record is from RefSeq and is a predicted model, not a curated record.
AUGAACGAUACCUCACCAAACGCGGUAGCUUCGUCAUCUCGACAUACUCUUCCUUCUAUCCCUCUCCCCGACAGACCAUCACCUUCUACACGUCCGUCAUCCAGAUCCUUACGACGUCGUCUCAACAAUCGCACCAUAUAUUUCCUUCUUGCCCUCUUAUUCCCUGUACUCUCAGCGGCAAACCCCUUACCUCGCUCCAAACAACGGCAUCGCUCCACUCUAUCCAUACCACCUUGUGAUGAGCCCCAGCUCGACCAGGUAACAUCCCAUUUCAAUCAAUCAAUACACCUGUCGUCUGCUGGUCAUUGGGUUCUUUCUCACUUGAGCCGUCGCGAUGAACAACCAAUAUUGGCUAUAGCAAAUUUCGAUGCGAUAUCAGAGACUUGGAAAUUACCUGAAGGAUAUGUAGAACUGAGACAACAUUUCCAUGCCGGGUUCAUAGUGUUGUCCUACGCGAUCGCCUUUGUAGGAUCGUUGUGUACUUUAGAACUGCUCAUCAGACGUACGACAAACAGUGGAUGGAGGAAUCAACUAUUACUGGCAUCAGCUGGAUUCUGCUUCGGAGCGGUAUCGACAUUCGCUAUGCACUUUGUCUUCAACAACGCCCUUUCAUUACAUCACCCAAUGAUGGAUGAGAAAUCUUAUCCAGCAUUGUACCUCAGUUACGAUCCUGGCUUUACCAUCUUAUCACUCGUGGUAUCGUGUCUGGCCAUGACAACUGCUUUCUUCGUUAUGGGCACUCAACUUCGUGAUUGGCUUGUAUGGCCCGGUCAGAGGAAAGAUAAAUUAGAUGGUAGAAGGGGGAGCCCAUCGAAGAUCGAAGCUGCAGAUGAUUAUGGUAAAUGGAAGAAGUCACAUAAGAAAGUGCUACGAAGAGGAACGUUAGGUGUUGGGGCGUUAUUUGCUCAUGCUUCACAUGCUGCCAAGUGGUCUUUGAUGGAUUUAGAAGGUUUGGAGAGCGGAGGCAGAAGAAACUCGAAGGGUAAAGGAGAAGGGAAACAUACCAAUUGGAAAGAUGAAGCCCAAGGGAUGUAUACGCCCGUCGAAGGUGAGACGGAAAGGAUGUUUGGCGAUGAUGAUGCCUUGCAAGAAUUAGAUUUCCGUUUGGGAAAAGAUGCAGUUAGACAGGAAUUGGAAAGAAGAGCAGGAGCUUCUACACCAACUAGUACAAGAGCUUCUCAGCAGGGUUCAAUCGUGACCAGUCAUCACUCCAUCACUCCUCUUCCAGUCAUUUACGCCCCUUCAUCGAGGAGAUCCUCUGUGGCCUCAUCACAACCGAUCCCUCUACCCUCCCCCGACGUGUUCACUCCGGGGUUCAACUUCCCACCAAAGAUCGAACCUGAAUAUACCUCCUCUACCAACCUCAUCUCACCACCACCUGGCGGAAUUGGCAGAACUCCUUCACCGACAUUUGGAGAGACUGAACCGAUUUAUCAACCUGAACGUCGAAGAGCUUCACUUCCUGCCAAUGUCAUGGUUACUCAUCGUGAUCGACCAUCGUGGGGCGGACCGUCAACUACACUCGCACGUAUCCAAUCGCUUCCAGAGGGUGACGUCGAACCUUCCUCUUCUGGAUCCGUAGGAUCGAUCAUCUCGUCAAACGGGGAAAAGAAAUCGCAUAAAUCAGCAUCUCCACCUACCAUUACUGCUCGGUUGAGUUCAUAUACAGGUAAAUCUGAGAAUACCGUGGAUCGUAAUAGUAGGAGGAAGGUACGAUUAGUCGCACGAAGUACCAGAUUGACGAGAUUGGGGAUGUUCUUGGGUUUCGAUGUCGUGACACCUACUGAGAUCUUCAAGAUCUUCGUCACUGGUACGAUAGCUGGAUUUGGAGUGGUUGGAAUGCACUAUAUCGGCCAAGCUUCCAUCACUGGCUUGCCAUAUAUAGCCUACCACCCUGCCUAUGUGGUCGGUUCGGUCAUCAUCGCCUGCGGUGCCGUUAUCAUCGCAUUGUACAUCAUGUUCAUAAUGCUUCGACCCAAAUUGAAACACACCUGGUUCUCCAAGAUCUGUGUUGCUUUGAUCUUAGCGAUCGCAGUCACAUGUAUGCACUUCUGCGGUAUGAUGGGUACCACCUACGCCUGGCCAGUUUCUCGAGGCAUCAGUAAACAUAACAAACUCACCGGUACCAACGUGGUCAUCACCGGUAUCGUCGCGGCAUUAGCCUUCUCAGCUUGUAUAGCAUGUGCUGUGUUUUUCCUCCUACAUUCGCUCAAUAUCCGUAGAGAGAGAGCUCGGAGAAGAAGAGUGGUUGUGGCUGCUGUCUUACUGGAUGAUCGAGAUAGAGUUUUGGUCAAUUCGAUCGACGGGAUGUUACCCAUGGGCGAUAUUGCUUCUCUCACCGGGGGAGAUCUACCUGACACCAAGAAAUCUUACAUUCAAUCUGUAUCGAGCGAUUCAACGGUAUUAGGAAUGGACUUGACAACAGGUCACGAUGCUUUCGUGUCUGCUUUAAAACUAUCCUGGACGUGGAAAAAUCCCUCACUUGCUUCUGCAUCUGCCACCGCCACUUCCACUACGACCGAUGCAAGGUCUCAAGCCAAUGAAUCGAUCUUACAAGACACCUUCGCGGACAUCAGAAGAGGCUCGAUGCUCACCACCAAUACUACCACUGGGACUACAGGAAGUAGACCACCAGUUAGUGUAACCAAGUUCCUGGAAAGAUUUACGAUCUCCUCUUGUCAACUUGCUGUAAGGUUGUUGGGUCAGACAGACGGUAUAUCGAGAUUGGGUGUAUUGUAUGAUCAAAUUCUCACUACCGGAUGGGUCAAGCUCAAUAACAGUAACGAUACCGUUUCGAAAGGACAAUUGAUCUUCCUAGUUCGACGAGUGGCCUCUGCAGCCGAAAGGGCAGACCUCGAAGCUAGGCAUUUCAUCUUCGCCGACUCUCAAGCUGUGGCUAUUGCGUUACACAAGACGCUUUCGGUUCCCUUCGACCAUACCAUGCCCCUUUUAGAUGAUAUGCGUACCUUCUGCGAUUCGACUUUACAAUCCCGCUUACAACCUGGCAAGCUGUAUGCUGGAGUAGCAGUGGUCCAAGCUACUCCUUUCGAUGGUUUACGAAUCCUAUUAGAGAAGGAUACGAGAUCGCAAUUGCCUAUGAGAGAGGUGUGCGCUCUCGGUGUACCGAACAAUGACGAGAACGAAUUGAGCGGUACGGUAGAAGAGAUAGGUGAAGCUUUGGCUUUGUUAGAGGGAAUGACGAUCUUAUCGAUAAUGACUCGAAACAUGACUCCGGAUACCAACGGCUUACUAUCCAAGAGACUGACUGCCUUGAUGGUCGAGUUGGAAAGAGCGAUCGUACCGAUGUUAGAUGGGAUCUUAACUUCGGAAGACAUGUCGCAUAUCUUACCUCGACUUACCCUUCAUCCGAUGUUGAUACCACUCACACCGGGAGAUUCGAAACGGACGAUCAGCUCUUACAUCCCUCCAUACGCCAUUAUAUUCUAUGCCAACUAUGAUGCGGCAGUCAACACAUUUACGGAUAAAUGGUUACCUUUCUCUCUGUUCAGAGCUCAAAACGCUUGUGUGAUGGGUCCUAAGAUUGCAGCUGCGGCAAAGAUGGAUCAACUCUAUACUGCUCAUACUUCCUCGAACGAUACCCCUUUACCAGGUGGUAGAAGACCAUCAAAAGUUCAAUUUGAUUUCCCCGACAAAGAUAAAGAGAAAGAAAAAAAUCAACAACCACCUAAUUCAGCUAUCCAACAAGAGCCGCCUGAAGGGAUGUUUAACGAUUUUACUUUCCCUCCAAAAUCGGGGGAACAUUCUCCUUCUCGACCUUCCCAUUCAAUCCUUGGUCAUGGCGCUGGACAUGGGCAUGGACAUGCUAGGAAAUCUUCUCUGGCCAGAUCAUCAAGGUAUAAUUCGAUCAGCGGAGAAUCGACUUCACCCUCGACUUAUGGAUAUGGGAUAAAUGCAGGUCAUCAAGAUGAUUUCAAGAGUUCGUCUGCGGGGGUGGCAGUAUGGGAAGCAGAUUGGCUCUUACAUCUUCUAAGAAUGAAGUUGAGAGCUGAGGCGUAG